GCGGGAUGGAUCCGUUGGGAGAUACCCCAACACUAAACUUGAAAGCUGCUCGCCUCCCGCUGGAACCAACCGAACGCAUGCGCAGUAACGCGGUAAAGGCACAGCAGCCAAAAAAAAUGAAAGAAAAAACCUGCUGGAGCGUUUUCCAGCGGCCCGCGUACACCAUCGUAGUGUGCCAUCUCUCGCCACGUUCAGUACGCAUGUGAGGUCGCUUAUCAACGCUUCCUACCAUUUUCAGUGCGCUGCAGAUUGCAAUACUAGGCAGUGGUAGUAGCAGGGCACACAUCGGCACAGCUGGCCAGUAAACAGGUGCACAAGUAAACACAUAAGCAGAGCCUGUGGAUUUGGUGGAGCAAUUUUGGAAAGAAAAACGAGUGAAAAAAUUUGCAAUUACAAAACGACGGCACAAACGCGGAGUACGGAAGGCAACAUUUGCGUUUGCAGAUUGAUUACGGUCGGGUGGCCCAGUGUGUCUGUGUGUGUGUGCGUGUGUGCGUGUAAACGUAACAACGGGACCGGAGAGGAGGGAAGGGAGGCAGUGGCAAAGGUUGGAAGGUUUUUCACAAGUGUCCUUGGUUUUUCGAGUGGCAUGAAAUACGGCCCAGCUUCACCAUUCGGUUGGGCGUAUGAAAAGCUGCUGCCACUAGCCUGCCUCGAUGUGUUUCACUUUCUUCCGGGGUAGUGUGCACUACGGUAAGCAGCGACAACUUUAGCGAAUUGAUGAAUUAAACCAAGGAAAAGGAAGGUCGUGCGAGGCUUUGGUGGAAGCAGCAGCUGUGAGCAGAAAAGCUGAGUGUAUGUGUGUGCGGCAGUGUUACAGGAAAAACCCAACGUUCUGAGCGUAAAGAAUAAAAACACACACACAAAUACACAUAAAGUUCUGUGCGAAGGUGAAGUUCACAGUGAAGCAGCAGCACCAAGGAGCGCAUAUAUGUACACGGAGGGACCAGAGUGCGUAUCAUAUGGAUGUGGAUUGACGGGAGCUGUGUGUAAAUUUGGCCAAGUCCCCUUCGCCUCCCUAUCAGACACCGAGAGCGCCUCGAAAAAUCGAAAAUGAAUUUUGGUCCGUAGCCUGUACGGAGCUCGGAAGUGUGAAGCAAAUCAACCAUCUGUGUGUGUCGUACGUGCCCAGCCCCGUUCCAUACGGUGCAAAAACGACCUGUCCGAGCGGCAGCAGCAGCAGCAGCAAGCGGGACUGUACCAACAAAAAGUGUGCGGAAAAGUGAAAGGCUUGCUCGGGGAACAUGUUUCCCGAAAUAAACCCCCCCAGGAAAAUGUCGUUCCAAGCAGAUCCGGUCGAUUUUAAAGAAAAGCUCAUAGCGGCAGUGAAGAAAGAGGUCAAACAGGUGAUGGAGGAAGCCGUCACCAAGAAGUACAUACACGAAGAGUCUUGCUCGGUAACGGCCCUGUGCGCUGCGGUCGAAGCCUGCCUCAGCCAGGGGCUGCGAAGGCGAGCCCUCGGACUGUUCAAGACAUCCUCCACCACCGCCCUGCUGCACAAGGUGGCCAAGCACUGUCCCGAGGCGGCCUGCAUCAGUAGAAAGGUGCAGGACAUCGAAAACAGUGACCCGAACAAGCGAUCCUCGUCCAGCAGCGACAGCACAAACAAGCCGCCGAUCCUGAAGAAGGGCAGCAGCAACUCGGUCUCGACCACGACACCACCACAGACACCGCCAGUCGUCAAAUAUCUCUGGAUCCGGUUGGCACUGUACGAGAAGAAGCUGUCCCGCAUCAUCGACCAUCUCGUGUCGAACGCAACGCGCUACUACGAGCGCGAUUCACUCGUCGCCGAUCCGGACUACGGCUCGAUACUGAGCUCGCUGCUCGUUGGGCCCUGUGCGCUCGACUACUCGCGCGCCAAAACUGCCGACCACUUCUGGACCGAUCCGCCGGCCGACGAGCUCGUCCAGCGGCACCGUAUCAGCUCGAGCAAUCCGACGCCACCGGCGUACCGGCGCCCGAUGCUGAACUUCAAGCGCAGCCUCCACACCAGCUCCGAGGAGGGCAGCAUGGCGUCGUUCAAGUCGAACAGUCUGGCGUCCGCCUCGAAGGACUACGUGGAAUCGUUGCAUCAGAACUCGCGCGCCACCCUACUGUACGGCAAGAACAAUGUGCUCGUGCUGCCGAAGGACGUCAGCGAACCAAUGCCCGGCUAUCUCAGCCUGCAUCAGACGGUACAAUCGCUCACGAUCAAGUGGACGCCGAACCAGCUGAUGAACGGGUACACCGAGUCGGAGAACAUCGACAAAAGCUCGUACUGGGCGUACGCGCUGAACGUGAACGUGGACGAGAUCGUGUACGUGCACUGCCAUCAGGCGCGCGGUGGCGACACCGGCGGCACCAUCAUCCUCGUCGGCCAGGACGGUGUUCAGCGACCGCCGAUACACUUCCCCGAAGGUGGCCAUAUGGCGGCAUUCCUGAGCUGUCUCGAAACAGGUCUUCUCCCGCACGGCCAGCUGGAUCCGCCACUGUGGUCCCAGCGGGGCAUUGGACGCAUCUUCCCCUGGCCGCAGAAGUCGCGCCGCCGACCGCUUCCAUCGCUGCUCGAGACGAACGACGAGAUGCCGAUCGAUUACGUGUUCCGCGUGGUCAACAAAGGCAACACGGAUGAGUUCUUGGCAACACAUUCCAUACUGGAGCUGGGGCGCACCAGUCCCCGCUACCGUGCCCAGCUGAGCAGCUGCUCAACGAACGAAAGUAGCGACUGCUCCAGCAAAAGUCUCUCGAUCGACGCCAUGUCCAUUGACAGUCCGAAUCCCCAGACAACCCAAUCCACCAGCAUUGCGCUCGUCUGCAGCACGAUGAAGCGGCAGAUCAUUUCGCGCGCCUUCUACGGCUGGCUGGCGUACUGUCGCCAUCUGUCCACCGUCCGCACCCACCUGUCCGGGCUGGUGAACGGGCGCAUCACGCCGGAAACCGGGGCCGAGCAGGGGCUGACGCGAUCGCGCUGGGAAAGCCUGCACGACGGCAACGGUGUCGUGGCGGACGAUCAGGAGGUGUACCGGUUAGUGUACUACGGCGGCGUCGAGCACGACAUCCGGAAGGAGGUGUGGCCGUACCUGCUCGGCCACUACAGCUUCGGCAGCACGCCGGACGAGCGGGCCGAGCUGGACGAGACGGCCAAACACUACUACGAAACGACCAUGAGCGAAUGGCUGGCGGUGGAAGCGAUCGUGCGCCAGCGGGACAAGGAGAAGACGGCGGUGGCCGUGGCGAAGCUGAGCUCGGGCAGCGGCAGCAUGGAAAACCGGAGCAAAACGCUCGACCAAGACGCCGACGGGGAGCAGGGGGAGGGAGAGGACGAGGAGGAAGAGAUGGAAAACGAGGUGUUCGAGGAGAAUGGGUUCUCCGACAUGUCCGAGCCGGAGGUGGAGGGCGAGGAGCGGUCGGACGCGAAGGUGCAGCUGACGAAGGAGACGAUCACGCUGCCGGUGGUGGCGCAGGACGCCCUCACCGUCGAGACGGCCGGGGGUGCGGGCGCCGCAGAGUCGGCCGAUCGUGGAGAGGAGCAGGAGCAGGAGCAAGACUUUGACAGCAACAAGAGUUCGCCGUCGGACUCGUCGUACGCGACGGUUGGCAACGAUUUCAUCGACGUGGCGGACAUUAUCUCGCCGAUGGGCGAGGAGGACUCGGGGGGCGCACGAUCGCUCGGGGCGGUAGAGCGCAUGCAGGAGGGCGAGGACGAGGAUGGGGUUACGUCGGGCGAAGGGGGCGCGGGGCCGGACGAGGAGGAGGACGAACCGGACUCGCCGAAGUCGCUCGAGCAGCCGCGCGCCGUCAUCGUGACCGAUGCGUCGAUCGACGUGACCAUGCUGCUGCCGGGCGAGGUGCGCGAGCUGAACAACAACCACACGCUGUCGACGCUGGCGGAGGAGGGGGGCAACCAGCAGCAGCCGGCGCUGGACUCGCUGCAAGAGCCCAAAUCGGCCUGCGUGUCACCGGCCAGCUCGAACGGGGGCAUCUAUAGUAGCGAGCUGCUGGAGUCGUUCGGGCUGAACCUGCAUCGCAUCGAGAAGGACGUCCAGCGGUGCGACCGUAACUACUGGUACUUUGCCAACGAAAACUUGGACAAGCUGCGCAAUGUCAUUUGCACAUACGUCUGGGAGCAUCUGGACGUGGGGUACAUGCAGGGCAUGUGCGAUCUCGUCGCUCCACUGCUGGUCAUCUUCGACGAUGAGUCGCUGAGCUACGGCUGCUUUUGCCGCUUCAUGGAGCGCAUGAUUGAAAACUUCCCGAACGGCGGUGCGAUGGAUAUGCACUUUGCUAACAUGAGAUCGCUGAUACAGAUCCUGGACUCGGAAAUGUACGAUCUGAUGCACGCGCACGGUGACUACACGCACUUCUACUUCUGCUAUCGCUGGUUCCUGCUCGACUUCAAGCGCGAGCUGAUCUACGCCGACAUCUUCUCCGUGUGGGAGGUGAUCUGGGCGGCCAAGCACGUCGCGUCCGCACACUUUGUGCUGUUUCUGGCGCUGGCCCUGCUCGAGACGUACCGUGACAUCAUCCUGUCGAACAGUAUGGACUUUACGGACAUUAUUAAAUUUUUCAACGAAAUGGCCGAACGGCACAACACACCCUCCGUUUUGAAGCUGGCCCGAAGCUUGGUGCUACAGCUGCAAACGAUCAUUGAAAACAAGUAAAAAAGGUGUGACGUAGUCGCACUACAGUCAGCCAGCACCGAAGAAGGCGUGCAACAGUAUACAAGGAAGCUGCUGCAAGCGUUACACGUUGUACAACAAUGGUCAGCGCGUGCAGUUAUCUCCCGCGGGAGUAAAGGGAGUAGUAGACAAAUGUACUGUAUCUACUUUUAAAGGCAGAGCGAAUACAACUCCUACCCAUCCUAAAUUGAAAGCUAAAAAAGGUGGAAGAUAAGCGGUAGAGCAAAUUUAUACUUAUCGAACAAUUAUAAGGCGACAAAGAGUCCUCUCCAACUUACCCAUGAAAGGUGGACUCUUUCACGAUGUUUUAGAGGUGCUCCUUCCCAUCUGACUGUCCGUCUGUCUGUCUGUCUAUCUGUCUGUCUGUCUGUUAGUCUGUGUAAUGUCACUGUUUAGCACUUUUGGACAGUUUGUUUGUACUUUUUGUAGCUGUCCCUUGUUGAUGCGUUGUCGACAGCGUGUCAUUAAGUUGCUUUCCGUUGUCGUUGUUGUCGCCAUUGCUGUUGUCGACUCCGUUAGGAGUGUUUCCUUUACGAAAAUAUAAUUAUAUGAAAGCACACACAAACACAAACACACACACACACACUUUAGAGUAGCUGGUGCUUCACUCUGUUAAGCAGACGUAGUGUUGUAAAACUUUUGUGCCAUCCCACCAUAAAUACACACACACAAACACACAGACCAUUCCGUGGCCAAGCUGAUCAAAAGUAUAUAGGGGGGUAGCCCAAGCCAAUCAGCUAAAGUGGUAUGGUGGUGGCAGCUAAGGUAUCAUAAAAGAGAACAUAAAAGUACAUGCUAAACCCAUAAAGCGGUGAGUUAAGUUCGUUGCGUACAACACUAAACAAACAAUAACAACAACAACAAAAAAGCAUCUUCAACUUUUGUUUCACAUUUCGUAGAGUUCCCUAUAGUGUGAGUGUCUAAAAGUCUAAAUAGCAAAACAAGAGCAAAACAAAACAAAGAUAAACAAACUACUUCAAAAUAUAGCAGUAUAAAUUAGUGAAUGAACAAAAAAAAAAAUACAAAAAGGGAAAUGAAACACAAAAAACAUGAUACAAACAAACAAACAAACAAAAAUCCACUACAAUAUCCAAUGCAAUUGAAUCUUAUGAUGAAUCGUACUAAAAAAAUGGUACAACAAGAAAAAAAACAAGACAGAAAUAUAAUGAAUGCAAGAAGAAGUAAAAACACAGCAAGUUAUACUGUUUUAGACCUACGUAAGCAAAACUAUUGUUGGUAACGAUGUAAUCAAUUAUAUUUACCAGUAUUAGUUGCACUUUGCGUACAUUAGCUUUUCUUUACUACCAUCACCGGUAGCGUUGUGUGGUUUAACCGGGGGUACACAUUUAAUCAAACUCGUACAAAAGCCUGCCGCCAGGAGUCUCACAGCUCGCCACUCUUUUCCGUGCAUAAUUUGUUUCUCUCUUUCAUUAAUUACCAAACACAAACUCAUAAAAUCAAUGGAAUUUGUACUGCAAUUGUCAUAAUCACAAUCAUAAACAAAACUGCUAAAACUCGAUGAUGACCCUCUGGUUAGCACAGUUUUACAGGGAUCGCUUCUCUAGCCGGCUCAACAUCGUAAACAAGGUCUUUGAAAGAGAACAGGUCGAUGCGUUUAGAGUAAAUUGACAGAAAGCCAUGGGAAAAUUUUGACAGUUAAAUUGAACAUUGUCUAUGUUUAGCGAUGUACGUUACUAUGGAGUGAAUGUGAGUUUUGUUCAGCAUUUUGCACUCAUUUCCUUUUAUAAUAUUAUAAGAAUUAUAAUCUAAUUGGAAUUAGCCGGUCUCGUAGUACAGUCGUCAACUCGUACGGCUUAACAACAUGCCCGUCAUGGGUUCAAGCCCCAACUAGACCGUACGUAGGACUGACUAUUCUGCUAUGGGGGGUAAUCCAAAAGUCACUGAAAGCCAAUCCCAUAAGUGGUAUAGGUAGACGUUGACCGACAACGGUUGUUGUGCCAAAGAAGAAGAAGAAAUUUAAUUGAAAGUAAAUAGAACUUCUUUUACCCAGUUGGAACAUGUACUGUGCUGGUCACGGAAUGGCAAACAAUGAAAAAGGUUAUCACAAUGUUUCUGAGUCCGAGAGUAGACUGCAAUUACUUCUCCUUUAUUCUCCAGAAGUGGUUGACCGCAAGAAAUUUAACCAAUAUAAUCUUCCUAAUAGUAAAUUCGUCCACUUUUCCGCGUUAACUAUUAGCCGUUUGUUUGUAAACAUUUUUCAUGAAACUGUCAAAGCCGAGCUGAAAAUGGCAACCUAGCAACGGGCUAUGCAUCGAUCGGUUCUCCUUAAUAGACCUUGAUCAUAAAUUUACCAUUUUCAAUACAAUUUAAACAUUAUGAAUUGUGUGUCGAUAUAGAUCCUAGCAACCAGUGACCGAUCGUUUGAAUUAUCAUUUCCAAAGAAAUAAAAUCAACAUGCUGUCUCAUUCUGUCAGUUCCGAUUGUUCUGUUGGUUAGAAAGAGGAAGCAAGUUAGUUUUGUUUCUUUCGGUUAAUAUCUUUGAAAUUUGUUUUACGGAUAUGAUUUUUUUCCCCUAAGGCGUUGAGAUGGUCUGAGUAGCCCUGUAUUAGCAUAGGACGCAAAAGUGUACCAUUGUAAACGAAUUACACCUAAGAAGAAGAAGAAGAAAAAAAAACAUGCAACUAUUCUGACACAAUAUUCUUAGCAA
Messenger RNA from Anopheles arabiensis, 7326 nucleotides. RefSeq names its product small G protein signaling modulator 2-like. The record is from RefSeq and is a predicted model, not a curated record. The transcript is spliced from 12 exons. Gene Ontology annotation, biological process: activation of GTPase activity. NCBI's taxonomy places the organism in Eukaryota, Metazoa, Arthropoda, Insecta, Diptera, Culicidae. The coding region runs from base 1245 to 4640 and encodes 1131 amino acids. Gene Ontology annotation, molecular function: GTPase activator activity.